AAGCCAUGGGUGUGGAAGUAGUGGGAGCUGAUGUUACAUCAGGCCAGGUUAAAGGUAUUGAAGGGAAUGACACCUUUCUUGCUGAGAUGGACAGUAAGACAGAGACAAAUCUUGGUCAGGAAGCUGGGGAACCAAUUAAAUCUGGUCUGGGUGAUAACUCACAUGGAACAAAAGAAGAGACAAAGGAAGCAGAUCAUGUCACAAAUGCCAAUUUCCCAAAGGAUGCUGUGGAUGAGUGGCCUGCUCCACAACAAUUCCAUACGUUUUAUUUUGUUAAAUUCAGGUCAUAUGAAGACCCUAAGCUGAAAGCAAAAAUUGAGCAAACUGACAAAGACAUUCAGAAAAAGAAUCAAACACGAUUUCAGAUAACUGAAGCAUUAAAGGCGAAAAGGUCUGAAAGAGCAAAUGUGAUUUCACAGCUAAAGCCUUUGACUACAGAGGACAAACAAUACAGAGCAGUUAUGGAUGAGAAGAGAAAGGAAAUAAAACCACUGCAGACUGCUUUGGGCAAGCUCAACAGUGCAAAUAAUGUGGUGAGAGAGAAGGGCUUGGGUCUAUGCUCUUCAGAGGAAGAACUUAAUGAUCUUAUUAAGAGUCUGCAAUAUCGUAUCAGUCAUGAAAGCAUUUCCUUAGAUGAGGAGAAACAAUUGAUGAGGGAAAUCAAACAGCUUGAAGGAACAAGAGGGAAAGUGAUUGCUAAUGCUGCUAUGAGGGCUAAGAUUCAGGAUACGUUAGGUCAAAAAGAAGCUAUACAAGACCAGGUUAAGGUAAUAGGUGGUGAUAUUGAUGGAGUCAGAAAGGAGCAACAAUCCGUUAGGGCAAAAAUUAAGCAACUGGAGGAAGAACUGAAGGCCAUAGAUGAGGAGAUAAGUUCCCUGCAGGAGGAAUUGACUUCAGUGACUGAAAAAAGGAACAAGGCAUUCGAAACCCUGACUGAACUGAGAAAAGCACGUGAUGAAGCGAAUGCAUGUUAUUAUCAAAACCGUUCACUCUUGAACAAUGCCAAGGAACUCGCUGCAAAGAAGGACUUAGCAGCAUUGGAGGGGCUUUCUCACAGUGAGGUUGAAAAAUUCAUGUCACAAUGGAGCAGUAAUAAAUCCUUCAGAGAGGAUUAUGAGAGGAGAAUAUUGCCAUCACUUGAUAUUCGACAGUUGAGCAGGGAUGGCCGAAUGAGAAAUCCUGAUGAAAAGCCCAUUAUUUUGGAGGCCACACCACCCACUGAAUCAGAGACAAUGACUCCACUGAAAGCAAAUGCAAAACGAGCAAAGGAGGCUGUCAAGUCUGCUGCACGGCCUGAUGCUGCCUCUACUCAGAAGGCCCACAAUGAAAAAAUCAUCGAACCAAUCCAGGUAGAACCAAGAGGAAAGGUGGGUGAUCUGGAGGACAUAAAAGAUAAUGAUGGUACUGAAAAAUCCCAGAAAGAGCUGUCAAAGUCUUAUGAAAUUGAUGCUGCAAAGUUGAAGGAGAUGAAAAGAGAAGAGGAGAUUGCAAAAGCUAAGUUAGCCAUGGAACGGAAGAAGAAGUUAGCAGAGAAAGCAGCAGCAAGGGCAGCAGCCAGAGCUCAUAAGGAAGCCGAAAAAAAGCUCAAGGAGAAGGAGAAGAAAGCUAAAAAGAAGGUUGGACCAUCAGUACCUGCCACAUCUGAUGAGCAGAUUGAGAUGGAUGCAGAGCUUGUGGAACCAGAAGAAGCUGAUGUAAAAGAAGAUGACCCCAUUCCAGUGAAAGCUAAAGAGCAAAAGCAGAAUGUUAGGUACAGGAAUUUAGCAAAAAGUCAGAAUAGGCUUCCAAAGGUCAUCCUCAAAAGAAAAAAAUCACAAUCAUAUUGGUCAUGGGCUGUUCCUGCCACCAUAUUAGCUCUGGUGCUCUUGAUGCUUGCGUGCUACUUUACUUUUUGGAGAAACUGAUGUGCUAGAUGAAUUAGUGCUGAUGGACCAAUUUUGCAGUCGGGGCAAUCAGAUAGCAAUGAACUUAUCUUUUUAGUUUGCUGGUAGAUGUACCAGGCACUUUUUAUUUUGAGGCAAUUCUGGUGUGUUUUUGUAGAAACUGAAGGAGCGUGCGAUGGUUCUGUAUGAGAAAUCAGCUGGUCUCAGUUACCUUUUUGAGGCUUGCACACUAUUUAUGGGGUCCGAUUUUAAACGGAUGUCUGGAGAACUGGAAUAAGAUGUUUAGGGAUAUUGUCAUUAGAAUAUAAUAUCUAUUCAUAUAGUUAUCAGUGAGAGUUAUUUGUAUUUUUAUGGAUAAUGAAUAAUCUCAUUGUGAACAUCAGUAAUUUCAGCCAUGACACCAAGGGCAACCGCAGUUGUUUUAUCCCA
Messenger RNA from Elaeis guineensis (African oil palm), 2312 nucleotides. Lineage: Eukaryota; Viridiplantae; Streptophyta; Magnoliopsida; Arecales; Arecaceae. The record is from RefSeq and is a predicted model, not a curated record.